Messenger RNA from Patella vulgata (common limpet), 1813 nucleotides. Its product is annotated as adenylate kinase 7. The annotation marks the transcript as partial. The transcript is spliced from 14 exons. Gene Ontology annotation, cellular component: cytoplasm. Gene Ontology annotation, biological process: nucleobase-containing compound metabolic process. NCBI's taxonomy places the organism in Eukaryota, Metazoa, Mollusca, Gastropoda, Patellidae. Gene Ontology annotation, molecular function: AMP kinase activity; ATP binding. The record is from RefSeq and is a predicted model, not a curated record.
CUAGUUGGCAUUAUCAAUGGCGAGCUCACAGGAUCAAGAUGCAGGCGAUAAGCCUAAAAGUAAACGGUUGUUUAUCAACCAAAUUGAUGCAUUUCAAGGUCGAAACACAGCAAAGUAUUUAUCACACUGUGUUGUUGGAGCAUCGUUAGAAGAAGCUGAGGAAGAAGAUGAUGCCAAAUCUGUUGAUAGUUCUGUUAUACCACCACCUAAAGAAGGUUGUUAUGAAGUCGUUGGAACCACCAAAACUAGGGAUUAUUCUAAACCAGAUUAUAUCAAGGAAAUCAUCCAGUAUGAUAAUCGUGAUCAGUUAUAUGAACAGUUAGUAGAAUGUGAUGUAAUAGUUUAUGAUAUAACUGAAGAUCCAGAUCAAAUUGAUGAAGCAGUAUGGGCAAUAUCAGAACUUCACGCUGAUUUGGAGAAAAUCGAAAGAUCUAAGAUGUUUAUAUUGAUAUCAAGUUGUAUGACCUGGGCUAAAAGUAAACCUCUUGACCCUGAUGAUCCAGAAAUCCCUUUCACAGAAGAUGACUACAGACGGAGAAAACCACAUCCUAAUUUUAAAGAACACAUUAGCGCGGAAAAAACUGUCAUCAAAUUAGGAAAAACAAAUAAGUCCAAAUUAGUCACCUAUGUUGUAUGUUCUGGCUUGACUUAUGGUGCAGAAGAAAAUAUUUUCCACUACUUGUUCAAGAGUGCAUGGCAUAAUGUGCCUCAGCUACAGAUUUUUGGUAAUGGACAGAAUGUUGUACCAACAAUUCAUAUCAAGGAUUUAGCAGGAGUUAUUCAAAAUAUAGCUGAUUCUCGACCUAAAGUCAGAUAUCUGAUUGCUAAGGAUGAUGCACAAAAUACUCUAGAAGAGAUUGUUAAGGCUGUUAGUACAAAUCUGGGAUCAGGUAAAGUGAAGAGUAUCAGUAAAGAAGAAGCUUUAUUACACCGGGAUAUUGAGCAAGCUGAUUUUGACAUGUUAUUAGUCAAUCUAAGAAUGGAUGCAGUUCAUGUUAAGGAAAGCAUGCGAAUAAACUGGGUAUCUGAAAGUGGAAUGGUAGAUAACUUAACACCAUUAAUAAAAGAAUAUAAAGAUCUUAGAAAACUACAGCCAUUACGUGCGGUUAUAUUAGGACCACCUGCUGCUGGUAAAACAACCAUCGCUGAUCAACUAUGUCAGUUUUAUAAACUUCAUCAUAUUAAAAUUAAAGAUGUUAUAGAUGAAGAAUUGGAAAACCUGGCAAUAAAAGCAAGACGAGCUGAUGUAGAAGAUGAGGAUGAAGAUGAUGGAGCUGCUCAGGAUGCUCAAGAUUUAAUAGAUCAGAUAAACGAAAGCAAGGAACAAAAUAAUGGUAGAAUAGAAGAUCAGUAUAUCAUCCAAGCUUUCAAGAAAAAACUUCAUUCCAUGUCCUGUCAGAAUCAAGGCUUUGUCCUCGAUGGUUUCCCUAAAACCCUUGAACAAGCUCGAGAACUUUUUGUUGGUGAAGAUGACGAGGAACCCGAGGAGUCAGCAAAGGGAGGUAAUUACGACAAAGCAAUCAUGCCAGAAUUUGUAAUCUCCCUGGAUGCAACUGAUGAUUUUUUGAAAGCUCGAAUCAUGAACCUGCCAGAAAAUAUUGUCUCUGGUUCACACAAUACAGAGGAAGGUUUAAUGAGAAGGUUAGCGGAUUUUAGGGCAGUUAAUACAGAAGACGAAACGGUACUGAAUUAUUUCGAUGAACUAGAAUUCCACCCAGAGAAAAUAGAUGUAACAACAGAUAACUCAGUUAUGAUGAAAGAUACAGUUGAAAGAAUCAAGAAAAUUAUGGGAGCGGCUAGAAAUUAUGGUAUG